UCGCAAACGUCAAACGGCGGCCGGAAGCGCUCGGUGCGUUUGCUUACCAUUCCGUGCGUUUACACCGUUUUCGCUGUCAAAGCGCUCGACUCACUGCCGUGCGAUCGUUCUUUCUCUUCCGGGCCGUGUACCGAACUGUAUUGACACAUUUCGCCAAGAUGUUCAUGCCAAAAGCACAUCGAGUCGCCAUCUACGAGUACCUCUUCAAGGAGGGUGUGCUGGUCGCGCAGAAGGAUUUCUACGCCCCGAAGCACCCGGAGCUGGAGAACAUCCCGAACCUGCACGUCAUCAAGACGAUGCAGUCGCUCAAGUCGAAGAACUUCGUGAAGGAGCAGUUCGCCUGGCGCCACUACUACUGGUAUCUGACCAACGAGGGUAUCGAGUAUCUGCGCGCCUACCUCCACCUGCCGGCCGAAAUCGUGCCGUCGACGCUGAAGCGAGCGGCCCGCUCGGAACCGCAGCGCGCCCGCACACAGGCCGGUCCCCGUCCGGAAGGUCCGAAGUCGGGCGAAGAUCGCCAGGCGUACCGGCGCAUGCAGCAGGCGGCACCGGCCGACAAGAAGGGUGAUGUUGGUGUUGGUGCUGGCGAGCUAGAAUACCGUGGUGGAUUCGGCCGUGGUAACCGUAUGUAAGAACCGUGUGCCGAUUGGGAGGAUUCGCCGAACCACAAGCACACAGAAACAAUAACCACAACAACAAUCAAUUGGCCGUCUUUAGUUCGUCUUGGCUGCAUUGCAUCGGAAGGAUGUUGUUUGGAAACGCCACGCUUCUUGGGUGGAUCAUGGUGAUGCAUUUCAAGCAGGGAGGGGCGUUGGGGCGCGCGUGCGGUCCAGAGUGGUGUGAACGUUAAUGCUCCACAUUAAUGUUGAAAUUCGGGUUGAUCCUUUAUUAUCUGUAAUGUUCAAAGUGAAUUUGUUUUGCCCCUCUCUUACGUUAACAUACAGCAACGCAACGCUCUUCGGAUUAAUAAAGGCAGGGACGAACUAAAAACACCAACA
Anopheles stephensi (Asian malaria mosquito) is the source of this 998-nucleotide messenger RNA. It is a transcript of the gene RpS10b, whose product is annotated as 40S ribosomal protein S10b. Gene Ontology annotation, cellular component: cytosolic small ribosomal subunit. Bases 159 to 632 code for a protein of 157 amino acids. Gene Ontology annotation, molecular function: RNA binding; structural constituent of ribosome. The record is from RefSeq and is a predicted model, not a curated record. NCBI's taxonomy places the organism in Eukaryota, Metazoa, Arthropoda, Insecta, Diptera, Culicidae. The transcript is spliced from 3 exons.